Molecule: messenger RNA, 1541 nt
Organism: Condylostylus longicornis
Lineage: Eukaryota; Metazoa; Arthropoda; Insecta; Diptera; Dolichopodidae
Gene: beta3GalTII
Product: beta-1,3-galactosyltransferase 6
Exons: 2
Coding region: 248-1405 (385 amino acids)
Biological process (GO): glycosaminoglycan biosynthetic process
Cellular component (GO): membrane
Molecular function (GO): UDP-galactosyltransferase activity
Source: RefSeq, a predicted model, not a curated record
AAACUAAACAAAUUUCUAACCUAAAAGUUUGUUGUUAAUUUUAGGUGCAGAAAUAUUAUUUUGGUUUUUAGCAACUUAUAAACAUCCUUUCCUACAAAAAUCCUUCAAUUACAUUGUUUAUUGAAUUCUACCAAAAAUUAUGCCUGGAUACUUUACUGAUUCAGUUUUCAGUUCUACAUCAAUAAAAUCAAAAGAUAAAAAGUAGCUGGAAUCAAUAUUAAUAGCAAAAUAUAAAUUCAAUAAAAAGAUGAGAAGACUUGGAAAUUUACUAGCCUUUUUCAGUGCCAUUGUUGGAUUCUUUUUUGGAUCAUUUUUAACAGCAACCAUAAGUAAUUUUGAAACAAUUGAAAUUUGCAACGAAAAAUAUUCCAAUAAAUUGAGAGAAAGCAGUAAUGAUCUAUUUAUUGUUGUUUUAAUAUUAAGUGCACCAAAUUAUGAAGAGAAAAGAGAUACCAUGCGUAAUACUUGGUUAAAAUUAUCAUUAACAAAAUCUUAUUAUCCUGAAGAAUAUUUAAAUAUACCAGGAUAUGAUGAUGAUGGAUUUUUGGAAGUUGAAACUAUACCAAGUCAAAUGCAACAAUUUAAUUAUUUUCUUGAUUGGAAAAUAGAUCAUGGAGCUUCCUAUAUACCAUCACGUGAUAUUAAAAUUAAGCAUUUUUUUGCUAUUGGUACCAAAGAUAUGGAUGUUACAUUAAAAAACAAAUUGGAUAAUGAAAACUCAAAAUAUCAUGAUUUAUUAUUUAUUGAAGAUUUAGUUGAUAGUUAUUCUAAUUUAACGAAAAAACUAUUAAAAAGUAUAGAAAUACUUUCAAAUACCCAAAAUUUUGAUUAUAUUCUUAAAGUAGAUGAUGAUACUUAUGUAAAAUUAGAUUAUCUAGCAAAUGAAUUAGUAUCAUAUGAUAGAAAAUUAUUACGAAUCGCAAAUGUUGAACAAGAUAAAUUAUUACCAGAAUUGUAUUGGGGUUAUUUCAAUGGAAAAGCAAAUAUUAAAACGAAAGGUAUAUGGAAAGAAACUCAUUAUAAUUUAUGUAAUCAUUAUAUACCAUAUGCUUUGGGUGGUGGUUACGUUAUUAGUAGAAAUAUAGCUUUAUAUAUAAAGAAUAACGGAAAAUAUUUUAAUACAUAUUUGAGUGAAGAUGUUUCAAUGGGUAUAUGGUUAGCUCCAUUAAAAAAUAUAUAUAGAAAACAUGAUAUACGAUUUGAUACAGCUUAUAUACCAAGACAAUAUAAAGAUUAUCAUUUAGUUUUACAUAAACGUUCACCAGCUCAAAUGAUAAUUUUAUAUAAAAAUGAUGAAAGUUUAAAAGAUAGUAAUUCUAUUAAAGGAUUAAAUAUUAUGCGUGAAUAUUUCUAUGAUUGGAAAAAACCUCCAACAAAUUGUUGUGAUCAGAGCUCGACUGUUUAAAAUAUUUAAAAAAUAAAAAUUUCUUUUAAAGACCAAUUUUUUAAAAUAUUUUAAAUGUGCAAAAAGAAUAUAAACAUAAUCAAUGUAGUAGUUAUCAUAAUUUUUUUUUAAAUUUUAAAAUAAAUUUUAAUUUAGG